Peronospora matthiolae is the source of this 333-nucleotide messenger RNA. The record is from the annotation of a GenBank genome assembly. Lineage: Eukaryota; Oomycota; Peronosporomycetes; Peronosporales; Peronosporaceae.
AUGGCCAAGUACGUUGAUGUCAGCAUUGCACUCGGCUUCAUCAAUGCUGGUGCGGUCAGGGAUGUUGGUGCCGUGUUGGCCAUUGGCGGCGGAAUCAGGAUCGCUGACAUCGAUGAUGCCAUCGAUGUCAGCAACAUCAGCAAGUUCGGAUGUGUGGCUCCAGGUGUCGGCGAUAUCGUUGCUGCCUCCGAUUUUGAUGCCAUUCUUGUGGCUAAUGUUACUGUUGCGCAUACUGUCGUUGCUGUUUCUGUUGCCGUUCCGCUUGUUUCAUGUAACGCGUCAUCACAUAAUGCAAUGCUGCUCGCGUCGCGUAAUGUUUUCUUCAUGCCAUAG